AUGUCACUGCACCAUAAUUCACGUGAAGCUGCUAUUCAGGACACUAGCAACUUGGAAAAUAGCAAUUCAUUGGUGCAAACUUCAUUAAUAACUUUAUCAGCAGAAAUUGAGGCGUUAUUUUCAACGCCAAAACGAGCUAAAUCGAGUAUUGGAACUGCUUUUUCGAGAGUUUCAGCAUACGCUUCAAAUGGUGAUAAAAAUAAACAAAUAACUCAAAGCAUCGCAGAAAUGAUUUGUCGGGACAGGCUUCCUUACAGUAUGGUAGAAGGAACAGGAUUUAAAAAGUUAAUGAAGACUGUGGUUCCUUUAUACACGGUUCCAUGUCGAAAAACAAUCUCAGAUCUCAUCGACACUAAGGAUAAAGAAAAGAAAGCCAUUAUUAAACAAACAUUAAGACCUAUUAAAAAUGUUCGACUCACAAUGGAUGAAUGGAAGGAUAUGCAGUUAAGAAGCUUUUUAGGUGUGACAGUGCACUUCGCAGAAAAUUAUGAAAUGAAAUCUAUGAGCAUCGCAUGUGAACUGCUACAUGAGAACCAUACCAGAGAAUACUUAUCGGAGAUGAUUCUCAGAGUAUGUAGAGAUUGGGAUUUAUCUAAUGACAAAAUUGUAAGUGUCACUACUGAUAAUGGCAGUAACAUAAUUAAGGCUAUUGAAAUUAGUUUGGGUCGGACAAAACAUAUUCGAUGUGUAGCACAUACACUGAAUUUAGUUGCUGAAAAUUCAGUGGACUCUACUGAAGUGAAAGAAUUUUUGGGUAAAGUUCGAAAAAUCGUGACUUGGUUUUACCAAAGCGGCGUAGGCGCUGAAAAGCUGCGAGAGUUGCAAAUACAGCAAAAAGUUCCCGAAAGAAAUUUGUAG
This is a messenger RNA of Microplitis demolitor, 858 nucleotides long. RefSeq names its product zinc finger BED domain-containing protein 4-like. The record is from RefSeq and is a predicted model, not a curated record. NCBI's taxonomy places the organism in Eukaryota, Metazoa, Arthropoda, Insecta, Hymenoptera, Braconidae. Bases 1 to 858 code for a protein of 285 amino acids. The transcript is spliced from 2 exons.